CUAGGCUAGUUUGAGCUUUUCAAACUCGGCCUGGGUUUAAGAUCUCAUUCUCUUGCCUCUUUCCUGGCCCGAAGCUACACGAGCGUGACUAGCGAUUGCAUUCGAAUCCUCGACUGGCGCAUCAACGGCCGGAUAGAUCACUUGCGCCAGGCGAGCCCUCGAGAACCCUUGGUGGGGCAGGAUUUUCGCGACGUCAUCCUUGCUUGCGCCGACGAGCCGUGAAGUACACGACGACAAACAGCAGCGUUCUCCGACGCCGCGCACGUGGGAGGUCCCGGAUUCUCGAACCGUCGCAUUGGUGCUCUUCGCCCAAUAUCCUGCUGUCAGACCAGCUUGAACAAUACUUGGGGCGGAGAAGGGCUUUUCAAGACAAUGGGUUUGGAACCACCGGUGCCGGAGACCAGCGUGCUGGCAGUGGCGAGCCAUGUUGUUUCAGGAAAUGUUGGAAACAAGAUUGCCGUCUUCACGUUGCAGUCCAUGGGUUGCGAGGUCGCUGCGUUAAAUACCGUACAGUUCAGCAACCACACGGGCUACCGGCAAUGGAAAGGCGCGCGCGUAUCCGCGCAGGAGAUCACGGACCUGUGGGACGGCCUGAAGCAAUCGUAUCUCGACGACUUCGACAUGAUGCUGUCGGGCUACGUCCCCGGAGCCGCCGCCGUCGAGGCCGUGGGCAACAUCGCGAAGGAGUUGCGGGCAAAGUCGACCGCCGCCUCGGGCAAGGGUCGCGCAGGCGGGAGGUUCUUCUGGGUGCUCGAUCCGGUAAUGGGCGACAACGGCAAGAUCUACGUCGCGGAGGACGUUGUGCCUGCAUAUCGCGGGCUGGUGCCGUACGCGGACUUGAUUCUGCCGAACCAGUUCGAGGCUGAACUCCUAUCCGACGUCAAGAUCACCGACUCGGCCUCCCUCGAGCAGGCCAUCCACGUCCUGCACGAGCGGUACCAGAUCCCGCACAUCGUGAUAACGUCUGUCUCGCUGCCGCUCAAGGGCUCGCAGACCCCCUCGGUGGCCAACUCGCGCGCCCAGUCGCCCGUGCAGUCCGUGCCGCCGUCGACAAAGACCAUGUCGGUCGUGGGUUCGUCCAUGACGUCCGCGCUCAAGCCGCGGCUGUUCAAGAUCCACUUCCCCGUGUUUGACGGCUACUUCAGCGGCACGGGCGACAUGUUUGCCGCGCUCAUGGUGACGAGGAUGCGCGAGGCCGUGUACCAGGCCGACAGCGCCACAUCCUCUUCUGCUGCUUCUUCUACGUCUUCUUCUGCUGCCACCCCCUCUCCAGGUGACAAGACACCACCACCGACGACGACGACAACUACAACAACAACGUUACUGCGCGACACGCCAUCCUGGCUCAGCCCGGACUCGGUCGACGUGCUGGACCUGCCGCUUGUCAAGGCCGCGGAGAAGGUCCUGGCGAGCAUGCACGAGGUCCUGGCGCGCACGUGCGCCAGCAUGGUCGGCGAGGUCGAGAGGGCGGUCGCGGCGCGCGGCGGGCCGGACAAGGUGGACGCCCAGACUUUGCACCUAGUGCGGUCGCGCGCCGCGGAGCUCAGGCUGGCCCGGAACCUGGAGUGUCUGAGGAAUCCCGAGAUUGAGUAUCGCGCCGAGAAGAUGUGAGUAUUUUUUUCAAAAGGGAAGAACUGGCAUUUUCUCGUCUGUCGUGAAGUAGACGAAGAAGGGGAAGAGGAAGAAGGGAGAGUGGUGAAUUGGGUCGGGGCAGCGUGCGUGUGACAUGACUGGAAUAUACAAGAGCUGCAUUAGAUAUAAUACAUAGAGGUGGAAGCAUUCAGCUUAGUAGGAGCAGAUCAGGAAAAAGCUUUCCUUGGGAGCAGGCAAAGCCUUAUUGAAUGGAUUUCAGUCACGGGCACCUGAAUAUUUAAGAUGGAGAGGUUCGGCUUCAAGGCAUUGUGGCACCUCUUACUUUCAAGACG
Messenger RNA from Microdochium trichocladiopsis, 1925 nucleotides. Its product is annotated as Ribokinase-like protein. Gene Ontology annotation, biological process: pyridoxal 5'-phosphate salvage. The coding region runs from base 373 to 1611 and encodes 412 amino acids. Gene Ontology annotation, cellular component: cytosol. NCBI's taxonomy places the organism in Eukaryota, Fungi, Ascomycota, Sordariomycetes, Xylariales, Microdochiaceae. The transcript has 5 exons. The record is from RefSeq and is a predicted model, not a curated record. Gene Ontology annotation, molecular function: pyridoxal kinase activity.